Messenger RNA from Sturnus vulgaris (Common starling), 1431 nucleotides. The record is from RefSeq and is a predicted model, not a curated record. NCBI's taxonomy places the organism in Eukaryota, Metazoa, Chordata, Aves, Passeriformes, Sturnidae.
GCUCUGUGCCCACCCUGGCAGUGCCCAGAGCUCGCUGUCCCCACAGGACCCUGUGACUGACACACCCCGGCCAGCCCACAGCUGAAUGGAAAGACUGCAGAAGCCACUGACCUCCCCUGGGAGCGUCUGCUCUUCCCGCGGCUCCAGCGUUCCCGGCUCUCCCUCCAGCAUCGUGGCCAAAAUGGACAACGAGGUCCUGGGGUACAAGGACCUGGCUGCCAUCCCGAAGGACAAAGCGAUCCUGGACAUCGAACGCCCCGACCUGAUGAUCUACGAACCCCAUUUCACCUACUCGCUCAUGGAGCACGUGGAGCUGCCCCGGAGCCGGGAGCGCUCCCUGUCUCCCAAAUCCAUGUCUCCUCCUCCGUCUCCAGAGGUGAUCCGGGAGUGGCUGGAGAGCCGCCCCCCCAGCAGCACCCCAGUGCCCCCCUCGCGCCAGGGCACGGCCCCCACCCGCAGCAGCGUCCAGCACUUCCACCGACCUGAGACGGACACGACAGAGCUCAACAUUUACAAGAAGCCCCCGAUCUACCGGCAGAAAGACCACCACUCCAGUGCCCACCACGGGAAGCACCUCAUAGAGGAUCUGAUCAUCGAAUCCUCCAAAUUCCCGGCGGCGCAGCCCCCGGAUCCCAACCAGCCCGCCAAGAUCGAGACCGACUACUGGCCCUGCCCUCCGUCCCUGGCCGUCGUGGAGACAGAGUGGAGGAGGCGGAUGGCGUCCAAGAGAGGCGAGGAGGAGGAUGAGGAUCUGACGGAGGAGAUGAAGAACCUGCGGGAGCUGCAGCGGCAGGAGCUGAGCAAGGUCACCUCCAACCUCGGGAAGCUGAUCCUGAAGGAGGAGAUGGAGAAAUCUCUCCCGAUCCGCAGGAAAACUCGUUCGCUGCCGGACCGGACGCCUUUCCACACGUCUCUCCACACGAGCUCCAAGAGCUCCUCCCUCCCCGCCUCCGGCCGGAGCACCCUCACCCGGCUGCAGUCGGCAGAGUUCGGCUCGGCGGGGAGCGAGAAGGGCAGUCCUGCCCUGCAGAACGGCCAGCGCGGGCGCAUGGACAGAGGGAACUCCCUGCCCAGCAUGCUGGAACAAAAGAUCUACCCCUAUGAGAUGCUGAUGGUGACGAACCGAGGCCGCGUGAAGCUCCCGCCCGGCGUGGACAGGACCAGGCUGGAGCGACACCUGUCCCCCGAGGAUUUCCUGAAGGUGUUCGAGAUGUCGCCGGAGGAGUUCAGCAAGCUGGCCCUGUGGAAGCGCAACGAGCUGAAGAAGAAAGCCUUCCUCUUCUGAGUCCUCCUCGGGCCCAGCUCAGUCCGUGUCGCGCCGUGUCACCGCUUUAGGGCUCUCAGCCGGUUUUUAUUGGGGUCCCCCCUCUUUUCCCCGCGCCCCUCAGCCCCCAAAAUCUGCUCCCCACACCUCACUCCUCCUGCAGGGAA